Molecule: messenger RNA, 1083 nt
Organism: Grosmannia clavigera kw1407
Lineage: Eukaryota; Fungi; Ascomycota; Sordariomycetes; Ophiostomatales; Ophiostomataceae
Product: Zinc-binding transcription factor
Exons: 2
Coding region: 1-1083 (360 amino acids)
Biological process (GO): alcohol metabolic process
Molecular function (GO): alcohol dehydrogenase (NADP+) activity; zinc ion binding
Source: RefSeq, a predicted model, not a curated record
AUGCCGUACCCCGACAAGUUUACCGGCUUCCAGGUCGAGAGCGCUGAGACUUGGCGCGAAUUCCACAAGAACGAGUUCCAGCCAAAGCCGUUUGGCGACUAUGAUGUCGACAUCCAGAUUGAGUGCUGCGGUGUCUGCGGUAGCGAUCUGCACACCAUCAACGGCGGCUGGGGCGAGCAGAAGUGGCCCUUGGCAGUUGGUCAUGAGAUCGUCGGCAAGGCGAUUCGUGUUGGCCCCAAGGUGACGCUGAUCAAGGAGGGCCAGCGUGUGGGCGUGGGCGCGCAGUCGUAUUCGUGCCUCGACUGCCGCCAGUGCAAGAAUGACAACGAGACGUACUGCCGACAGCAGCUGGACACGUACGGAGCCACGUGGCCGGACAGCGGUGUGGUGUCGCAGGGCGGCUACUCAUCGCAUGUCCGCACGCAUGAGCACUGGGUGUUUCCGAUCCCGGAUGCGCUGCCGUCGACGGCGGCUGGGCCGAUGCUGUGUGCCGGGCUCACGGCCUUUAGUCCGCUUGUCCGUAACGGCUGCGGCCCCGGCAAGAAGGUCGGCAUCGUCGGCAUCGGUGGCAUCGGGCAUUUUGGCAUCCUCUUUGCCAAAGCGCUCGGCGCCGAGGUCUGGGCCAUCUCGCGGACGCACAGCAAAGAGGCCGAUGCGCGCAAGAUGGGCGCCGACGGCUUCCUCGCCACGGCCGACGCCGACUGGGCAGUGCCACACGCCAUGACGUUUGACCUGAUCGUCAACUCGGCCAACUCGUUUGACGGCUUCGACCUGGCCGCCUACCUCUCCCUGCUCGACGUGCACGGCCGAUGGGUGAGCGUGGGCCUGCCGGGGGGCGACGGGAUCAUGGUGCGCAACCAGUCCUUCCUCAGCAACGGCUGCUUCUUCGGCAGCAGUCACCUGGGCAGCCGCAAGGAGGCCCUCGCCAUGCUCCAGCUCGCCGCCGACAACAACAUCCGGCCCUGGGUCGAGGAAGUGCCUAUCAGCGCUGAGAACCUGUCAGCCACCCUCGACCGCCUGCACAAAGGCGAUGUCAAGUACCGCUUCUGCCUGACCAAGUAUGGAGAUGUCUUUGGCCAGUAA